UUUUGACUAUUUAUUAUUCCAACGAGCUUUUUUUUUUGCUUUAAUGAAACAACAACAAGAUGAGCCGAGAUUAGAAGUCGUUCCAGAUCACAUUGAUUUUGCUGCAGAGGAACGCAAAAUUCUUCAAAAAUGGCGAGACAAGAACACCUUUCAAACCUCUCUAGACCCCAUUACACAUUUUAUGACGGCCCUCCUUUUGCUACUGGACUUCCACACUAUGGGCAUAUUUUGGCAGGCACAAUAAAAGACAUUGUUACUCGUUGGGCACACCAAAGUGGUUUUUAUGUUGAAAGACGUUUUGGAUGGGAUACGCAUGGGUUGCCAGUGGAGUACGAAGUAGACAAAAUUUUGGGCGUCAAAGGGCCUAGUGAUGUUUUGGAUAUGGGAAUUGGUGUUUACAAUGCUAAAUGCAGAGGUAUUGUAAUGAGAUAUGCUGAAGAAUGGCAACAUAUGGUUGAGAGGACUGGACGUUGGAUAGAUUUUGAUAAUGACUACAAAACUCUUUACCCCUGGUUUAUGGAGUCUGUUUGGUGGGUCUUUUCACAACUUUUCAAAAAGAAUUUUGUUUAUCGCGGAGUGAAGGUUAUGCCGUUUUCUACGGGCUGUUCAACUCCUCUUUCCAAUUUUGAGGCUGGCCAAAAUUAUCAGGAUGUUGUUGAUCCGUCAGUUUUUGUCGCUUUCCCCCUCGUUGAAAAUUCGAAUCGUUCUUUUGUUGCUUGGACUACAACUCCUUGGACUUUACCCAGCAAUUUAGCUUUAUGUGUAAAUCCAAAUCUUGUUUAUGCUGUUAUUUUGGAUGUCAAAACUCAAAAAGAAUACAUUAUGCUAAAAGAACGUCUUUCUGAACUUUACAAAUCGGCAAAUUUAUAUAAAAUAAUUGAGACAAUCAAAGGAAGUGAACUUGCCGGCAAGGAGUAUAUUCCUCCGUUUCCCUAUUUUUUGAAUUUAAAAGAAACUGGAAGAAAAGUAUUUGUUGUUGUUACAAAUAAUUAUGUGAAAACUGAUCAGGGAACGGGAAUUGUUCAUCAGGCGCCGUAUUUUGGAGAGGAAGACCACAAAACAUGUUUAGAACACGGAGUCAUUACAAAAGAUGCAGAGAUGACCUGCCCUGUUAAUGAAAAGGGAAUUUUUACAGAUGAAGUUGUUGACUUUAAAGGAUUAUAUGUAAAAGAUGCUGACAAACAAAUAAUUAAAAUGUUGAAAGAAAAGGGUUUAUUAUUAAAACAGGAGCAAUACAAGCAUAGUUAUCCAUUUUGUUAUAGAUCACAUACUCCUUUAAUUUACAAGGCUGUCCCGUCUUGGUUUAUUAGAGUGGAAUCACUUGUUGAACAAUUAUUGUUGAAUAAUGAGAAGACUAGAUGGGUCCCUUCCUUCGUUCGAGACAAACGUUUUGCAAAUUGGUUGCGUGAUGCAAGAGACUGGGCUGUCAGUAGAAAUCGUUUCUGGGGGACACCAAUCAAUUUGUGGGUUAGUGAAGAUCAUACAGAAAUUGUUUGUCCUGGUUCAAUUGCAGAACUUGAAGAGCUUACUGGUACUAAAAUAACGGAUUUACAUCGAGAAAAUAUUGAUGAUUUAACAAUUCCUUCAAAAAUAAAAGGGAAUGGACCUUUGAAACGUGUUUGUGAAGUUUUUGAUUGUUGGUUUGAAUCAGGCUCUAUGCCUUAUGCCCAGCAACAUUAUCCGUUUGAAAAUUCUGAAGUUUUUGAAAAUAAUUUUCCUGCUGAUUUUAUCGCUGAAGGUAUUGACCAAACUCGUGGUUGGUUUUAUACUUUAUUGGUCAUUUCAACAGCUCUUUUCAAUCGUCCUCCAUUCAAAAAUUUAAUUUGUAACGGUUUAGUGUUAGCUUCAGAUGGAAAUAAAAUGUCUAAAAGUAAAAAGAAUUAUCCUGAUCCAAUGGAAAUUGUUGAGAAAUAUGGGGCAGAUGCUCUUCGACUUUAUUUAAUUAAUUCGCCUGUUGUUAGAGGUGAAAAUUUGCGUUUUCAAGAAGAAGGUGUAGCAGAGGUAGUUAAACAAGUUCUUGGUCCGUGGUUAAAUGCUUACAAAUUUGUUAGUUUGGCAAUUAAUAAAUAUGAAGCGGAAUCAGGCAAUCAAUUUGUUUUAUACAAAAAAGGCUUUACCAAUUUAAUGGAUCAAUGGAUAUUGUCUUUUACCAAUAGCCUUGUAGCUUUUGUCAGUAAAGAAAUGAAAGAAUAUCGUUUAUACACAGUUGUUUCUCCUCUUGUAAAUUAUUUUGAUACACUUACAAACACUUAUAUACGUCUAAAUCGAAGCCGAAUCAAAGGAACGACUAAAGAAAAUUCUAAAGAAGAUCAAUUGUUUGCAAUGUCAACUGUUGUUCAUGUUAUUUUACAAAUUACUCGGUUGAUGGCGCCUUUUACUCCUUUUUUCUCGGAAUAUAUGUGGCAGAAAUUGAGAAAAUUGACUGACUCAGAAAAUGAAGAUUCUGUCCAUUUUACUCAACUACCCAUCCCUGAAGACCAAUUUAUUGAUGAAAAUUUGGAAAGGCAAGUGGCUGCAAUGAGAAGUAUAAUUGAAAUUAUAAGAACGUUGAGAGAUAGAAAAGCUAUUGCUGUUAAGUAUCCAUUGAAAGAAGUUAUUGUUGUAAACAGGGAUUCUCAAUUUCUCGAAGACGUAAAACUUCUGGAGAAUUAUAUACUUUCCGAAAUGAAUGUAAUUAAAUUAACUACUUCAAGUAAUCGUCAAGAAUAUGGUGUUAAUUUAAAAGCGGAGCCAAAUUUUAGAUUACUUGGUGCUCGUUUAAAAGGAGAUCAGAAAGCUGUGACGGAUUAUUUGAAGAAUAAAAUAUCGGAGGACGAAUUGGAAACAUUUUUGGACGAUGGAAAAAUUGUUGUUUUGGGGCAUGAAUUGUCUUGUGAAGAAUUGACCGUCUCAUUUACUACAAAUAAGGAGAAGGAUAAUGAGGGUGAUAAUCAAUGGGAAACGGCAACUAAAGGAAAGUGCGUUGUUAUGAUAAAUACAAGUGAAGAUGAAAAUAUUUUGGCAAUGGGACUUUCUAGAGAAGUGGCAAACAGAAUACAAAAGUUGCGGAAAAAGGGAAAAUUAUUAGAAACAGACAAAGCACUAGUUUAUUGUUUUGUAACACCCAAAGAUUCUUUACUGGCAAAAUCGCUCAAUGACAAUUAUAAAAAUAUUGAGCAAAGUACUGGGACGCCGUUAAAGUUAGAAGAGUGUAAUUUUCAAAAUAAGGAUGGAUUUAUUGCUGAAAGUUGUGAUCAAAUUAAAGGGGCGCAAUUGGAGUUAAAAUUGUUGAGACUUUCAAAUUGA
This is a messenger RNA of Meloidogyne enterolobii, 3285 nucleotides long. The record is from the annotation of a GenBank genome assembly. NCBI's taxonomy places the organism in Eukaryota, Metazoa, Nematoda, Chromadorea, Rhabditida, Meloidogynidae.